Haliotis rubra (blacklip abalone) is the source of this 2896-nucleotide messenger RNA. RefSeq lists its product as uncharacterized. The transcript has 9 exons. The coding region runs from base 139 to 2730 and encodes 863 amino acids. The record is from RefSeq and is a predicted model, not a curated record. NCBI's taxonomy places the organism in Eukaryota, Metazoa, Mollusca, Gastropoda, Lepetellida, Haliotidae.
ACUUGAGUUGCGUCACGAAUGUGUUAACAAUUUAAUGGAACAGGCGACAAAGAUCGUCCAACAACGCUGAUCGUCCAACAACGCAGUCAUCACUUCAAAUCGGAGUCUGAUCCUUGGGGUUUAAGUACCCCAGCAAUUAUGGUUUUACAAAUCACCUUCGUCAUCCUCAUGGCUUCCAUUUCUUCCACACUUGGUUGCCCUUAUCAGACUGAUGUCGUUUUUCUCUUGGAUGGAUCUGAAAGUGUUUCAGAAUCAGCAUUUCUUCAACAGAAAGCUUUUGUGGUGGUAAAUACUGCCACACUGCAAAUGACUGCUCCAUCUUUCAGACAUCUUCAUGUUGGAGUUGAAGUGUUCAGUUCAGAUGUAAGCGUCAUAACCGAACUGGACAAACCAGCAGAUCCUGACACUUUUAGUAACUUUGUCCUUGCUGCUGCUCAACCCCGUGAUGGAACUCGCACCAACAUAGCUCUUAAGACAUUGAGAUAUAUGUUCUCUCAACAAUCACGACAAAAUACUUUGUUAAAAGCUGUCUUAAUCACUGAUGGAUACUCCAAAAAUAUAGCUAAAACAAUAGAGGAAGCCCGAAUGGCUAGGAAUAUAGGUGUUGAUUUCAUAUUUGUUGGCAUCGGCAGUUCGAUCAGAUUUGAGGAAGUGGCAGCUCUAGUAGAUGACAAAAGUAAAGUUUUUCUCCUUAACACUUUUGAUGAACUUGCCAGUGUCAGUGAUGAAGUGAGGAAUGCUAUAUGUUCAGGAACACCAGUUUCGUGGCAUAGCAAGAGAAAGAACAGUGAAAGGAGCACUUUGAUGACUAGUCCAAUCUUUGUGCCAGAUGCUAUUGCUUCAACUUCCUUUACACCAACAUUCACGAAAAUGGAUUCAGUCACAACUUCUUCCGUAUCAAGCUUUCUUCAAACCGUCGUGACACAACCCGCCUUGAUAGGAACCUCAAAUGUGAUCAGUAGCACAGUAUCACUCUCUCCAUCUGAUCCUUCAACUGUUAUAUCCACUGUUGCCUCACCAACCACUAAAUCGUCUACCUCUCAUGCAACCAAUACUGCAAGAAGUUCAUCUUCAUUGUUUACAUCAAUCAUCAACAGUACAACCAAUGAACAAACUGCAUCAGAAUCAACUUUAACACAAUCAAUAAAUCCAACGCCAUCAAUAGCAACUUCAUCACCAUCAACAACAACUUCAACACCAUCAACAACAACUUCAACACCAUCAACAACUUCAACACCAUCAACAACAACUUCAUCACCACCAACAACUAGUACUUCUACAUCACCUCCAACAACUUUUAUGACAUCGACAACGACAAGGCAAUUAGUGCAACAAGACCAUUUCACUCUCAUCCCUCUUGGUUUGCUAGCAGGUUUAGGUGGGAGUGAGACACUAUUGGACUUACUAAGAGGUUCUAAUCAUGAUAUAUCGCAUGAUAAUUCAUUUGGAAUGAAAAUUCCAUUGCCCCUUUUCAUUGCUAAAACACCAUCACAAAUGAGUACACCUUUAGCAUUAAAUCGAACAUUGCCUCCUUUCUAUUCACAUCGUAAUACCACGUCUCCGGCUGAAUAUACAUCUCCUACCAGCAAAACGCCCCUUGUAAAGCCUUUCAUAACAAUGAAACAAUCCCUUGGUAUCAAGACUUCAGCUGCACCUAUCACUUCUAAGAACACAACUACAAAUUUACCUUCAAGCAGAGGUAUAACUGAUAUGACCCAGACCAGUUCAUCUAUAACAAAAGUAAGUACGAAACACAAAGUUACAAGAUUCACAACAGGAAACCCAGCUUCAAAUAUUACCAGUACAGCGUCACCUACGAAUAUUUCGUUGAAACCCACUGCAGAGAUGUCUAGUUCGGCUUCUACAAUAUCACCUGCAUCUACUACCAGCCAACCAUCUUUCACAACAGAUUCAUUAUCUACCAUGAUGGAAAAACCAAUAAGGAACGAAGGAAGAAACGGCCAAAUAUAUUUUGAAACCACAAACAUAUAUAUACAUCCCGAGUGCCUACGAGUGUCCCCGGAUCCAGAGGAUCCCACACAAUACUUUGAGAAGGUUGGAACCCUAACUCACCGGCGCAGAUGUGCCAGAGGGGUUGCAUUUGAUCCAAUCACUUGCACAUGUGCUUUAAAGUUCAUAGUCGGAUUUACACAAUGCCGUCCAGAUCUAGUUCUAACUUUCUCACAUGGAAUCAAAGAUGAAUCUGGGAGCAACACGUUUGUUUUGAAGAAGAAGAAUGUUCAGAUAAUUGAAAAUGAAGCUAGAUUCUUUGCCGAAGGUUCCCUUGAAACAUGGCGUUUUAAUAAUGCAAUUCAGGAGAGUCUGACCAUACGAUUUCGAUUCUUUCCUUGGAUUCACUGGAGCAAAGAAAAGAUGCGGCGAGCAGUGAUAGGCAACUGGGAUGCUUUCAACAAAAAGUCAUACAGUAUUGAAGUUGACGAAAUAAAACAUCAUGUUGUUUUUUCCGUUUACACCUCUCAUGGCUUCAGCAUUAUCAGGAUUCCUUACACAUCAUCUAGGUGGAAUAGCGUUCAGAUGGUGUAUGAUAAUAAACAACUUUAUUGUCAAGUGAACGACCUGACGGAGCAAAAGCCACUGACUGGAAGUAUACAAACAUCCAACGAGCCUAUGGUUAUUGGAUCUUGUGACAGCACUUUAGUAGCUUCGUAUUAUGGUGUGAUGGAUGAUAUAUAUGUGUACAUGUGCGCUGUGCCCAAAACAGGAACAUAACCACCAGAAUGCACAGAAGGAAAAUAAUGAAGUCACCAAGACAAUCUUGAUAACGUAACUUAGACUGACCCAAUAUCAAAAUAGAUGAACUUAAAUUCGCAAAAUAUAUCACUGUCAUGAUUUAAACAAAAUCGCAGUUGUUUCUAUAUUAAAAUGUCUAGUAUAA